AUGAACACGACAACUUUUUCAACUUAAGUUAACAAUUUUAAAAAACAUUUUUUUAGCCUUUUUAAAUAUUUUAAAAAUUAACUUGUAAAACUUAAAUUACGUCAGAAAUAUGGCUAGGAUAUGUUUUGAUUUUUAACGUUAAACUUUGCGACACUUAUGAACAUAUUUUAAAGUGAUUUAUCCAAUGGCUUGCCAAAAAAUUAGUUUAUACAUUAGCGUAUUAGCAUUAUUAUUUCAAGGAAUCCAACUAAAGGAUGAUACGGAGCCAUUUACCGCUCAAAUAGUUGAAAACAUCGUAAAAAAAGAAAUUGCUAGAAAAAUGCCGGCCGCAGUCAACCAUAGAUACAGAAAAGGAAAAACUUUGUCAGGUGUGCAUCUUAAAGCAGCAACAGAUGCAAUAAAUAAGUUGGUGGAUGAAAGCAUCGUGGAUAGGGUGCAAGAAGCUGAAAAAGAGGUGUCUCAAAUGUUACUAAAAAGCAUUGAACACCACAUUCAAGACGCCGGAAAGGUGCUACUCAAACAAGAUGAAAAUCAAUGUCGCGACAAGUUGGAUAGCUGUGAUAGACUUGCUAUUGCCGGUGUUUGUGAAACCUCGAAAGAUGCAAUGGUAGUUAACUGUCCAAGCACAUGUAGCUUUUGUGAUAUGCUAGACGAUUUGAAAAAACAAUCUGAAAAAGAAAAUAUCGAAACAGAAAAAAAAAAAUUAAAAGAGAAAAAAAAUAAAUCAAAGUCAAAAGAGAAAAAAACAACAAAAACUAAAAAACAAAAAAAUAUUAAGCACAAAAAAGAAUCAAGUUAUGCUCCAGAAGUAGUCCGACCUAUCCACUCCAAUAUGCUCGAUCAAGCUAUUGAUCAUGCAAACCUUCCAAUGGCAGUGAGUAAUGGUAUUACCUCAUCUUUAACGGAAAGCUCUACUGACUCUUCAGCUGAACCAAAAGCAAGUUUUUCUGAUUACGAAGAAAGUAAAAAAGAAGACGAAGAGCAAACAGAACAGGAAAGCGACGAAGAAACGGAGCAUGCAAAAGAACAAGAAGCAAAAAAAGAAGAAGCAAAGAUACAUCAUAAGAAAAAAAAAAUUGCAUUAAAAAAAGCAAAGGAAGCAAAAGCUGCAAAGGCAGCAGCUAUGCAAGCAGUUAAGGAAGCAGCGGCAGCUAAAGAAGCAGCAAAAGAAGCAGCUAAAGAAGCAGCUAAGCAAGCUGCAAAAAUAGCUGCAAAAGAAGCAGCCAAGCAAGCUGCAAAAGAAGCAGCCAAGGAAGCAGAAAAGGAAGCAGCAAAAGAAGCAGCAAAAGAGUCGUUUAAAGCAAAAACAACAUCUAUGCUAUCUGCAACAGACUCGCAAGAAGCUCACUACUACAAAACACAUUGUCAUCCAUUAUGCGCAAAAGAAUGCCUGCCAUCUUGUGCUCCUAAAUGCUGCAUCAAAAGUCCUAAAAUUAAAAAACAUUGUCAUCCUAUGUGCAAAAAAAUCUGUUUGCCGUCUUGCGGCAAAGGUUGUUGCUCAACAGGAGUGACACCUGUACCACUACUUGUUGAAGGAAUGUGCCCACCAGGUUGCCCAGCUGAAUGUGCUCCACACUGCUUAGAUACCUGUUGUAUUGGUCCAUCUAGCCCAUCUCAACCUGCACAGCCUUCUAGUGUGUUUACACCACCUCAGCUAAACAUUAACGAAAACCUUAUGACCCCGCUAUGUUUUGGAGUGUGUAUAAACUCAUGCGAUGCUUCAUGUCCUUCUACAUGUUGCACUAACAAUGUUGCCCUGCAAUGUGGACAAUCUUGUCCAAGUAGCUGUGCUCCGCAGUGUAAUCAGCAAUGUUGUUCAGCAGAUCUUUCUACUUCCCUUCUUCCACCACCUCUUCCUCCACCUCCGCCUCCUCCUCCUCCACCACCACCUCCUCCUACUUAUAUUCCACCUCCACCAAUGUCACUUUCUGCACUUCCUGCUCUUCCAUCGCCUUUUGAUGAAUGCCCUGGUACCUGUCCCAAGAAAUGUGCACCAGGCUGUGAUUUUGAUUGUUGUCGUCCUUUUCUUGAUCCAUCAAUAGUACGACAAAUGCAAGAAGAAAUGCUUUCUCCGCCAAAAAUACCUGCUCUUUCUCCUACAAUUGAUUUACCUCAACAGUUUAUAUCUAAUCCUGCAUAUCCAGCACCACCAGCUCCACCAAUGAGUAAAGUAAUUCACAUUCAACAUGUGUACACACCUCAACGAACAGUAAUACCAAGCUCUACAAGUGAACUUCCAGCAUCUUGCCCUUCUGAAUGUCAAAAACAAUGUGGUCCAGCUUGUGCUCGUGAUGGUUGUUGUACGGAUAGAAAAAAGAGAAAACGAGACAGAGUGCCUUAUCCAAAAUACGAAUAUGUUUAUAAUUGGAAUCAUAAAUAUAAAAUUCCAGGAGGAUCAGACUUUUAUGAAUAUAGAUAAAUUGUUAUGAUUUCAUAAAAAAUACUCUAUUAAAAUUGUCUGGGUGACAGAUGAUAUCUAAUAAGUUACGGCGUAAAACUUCGCAAAAUGACUUGAGUUUUCAAAAUAUCAAAGAUUUGCUUAGCCGGAUUAACUGAAAGAACAUUUGACAAGCAUAACUUCAAACUCAAAACUUAAAUAACAUAAUUGACAUGAAAAUUGAGAAUAGAAAUUAUAGUUUACACUAUUUGUGCAUCCUAUUUUUGAUAACAAAAAAACUUUUUAUGGCUCAAUACACAAACAUUUUUGAUAAUAUUGGUAAUAUUUUGGGUAGCCAUUAAAUCUAAAAGAAGGAGAUACUACAACGUACGACUAUAGUUUUUAGCGCACAACGAAUUUUCAUUUUGUAUAAAGUUUUUGUUUUUAUCUCAUUUUAUUGUUUGUAAUAUUAGUUUUUGUUUGUACAUGUUGUGAUUUAUAUUUCGUAGAAUUGUGGAAUGAAUAAAAAUAAAUUAAUAUAAA
Molecule: messenger RNA, 2920 nt
Organism: Hydra vulgaris (swiftwater hydra)
Lineage: Eukaryota; Metazoa; Cnidaria; Hydrozoa; Anthoathecata; Hydridae
Product: proteoglycan 4
Biological process (GO): protein polyubiquitination
Cellular component (GO): cytoplasm
Molecular function (GO): ubiquitin protein ligase activity
Source: RefSeq, a predicted model, not a curated record